AGGUCAGGUGAUAUAACUAAACUAAACACCAUAGCAAUAGUAAUUACAACAAAUGAAUCCCUCAGUAGCAAAGGAGUAUUGAGUGAAAGGAUCCACAGAGCUGCUGGUCCAGAGCUGUUACAUGAGUGUAGAUCACAGUUACUUUGGUAUGAACAUAGUUUCUGAGAUAAAAUAAAAUAAUUGUUUUUAUAGUAUAGUUAAAUCAGGUUUUUGGAGUCCAGUUUUCCCAAAACACCACAAGCAAACCUUUGAGCAAUAAAAUAUAAUACCACCCUGUUUAUGGUCAAAAUAUUGGAAGGAUUUCUAUUACACCCAGGGCUGCCAUUAAGAUUUUGAAUUGCCAGGUAAAUACACUUGUAAGUAGGUGGGGAAUUCAUCAACUAGCGAUUUCUUUUGGUUCUAUAUUUUCUAAUAGCCAGGGAAAAUCCCCAGCCCCAACCUUAAAUAACAACCCUGAUUACCUCUUGGCCAUAAAGUGUAACAAGGGACGAACUCUCACUAGUCUCUAAAACUUCUAGGUAAUAAUUUGCUCCAACACUGACUGCCCUCUCACAGUCAAAAACUGGUUUUUCCCCACCAUGUUUGAAACGCCUGACAAUUUGAACCGAUUUGUUUUUCCCAAGAUGGUUCUAAAAUUGUGGAUUCCGCCAUGCGGUCUUAGUACUCCAUACCAGAAUACCAUACUAGUUAGUGAAUGGACAGUGUAGUUUCUUUUUCUGUACAACAUUUGUUUUUAAAAAAGUUUAAAAUGGUAACAGAGGUGCACUGUAGUAAUCAAAACAGUACUAUCACAAUGAUGGUCAAUUAGUUGUCAAGAAUUCCUGUUUAUUAUUUUUUCUAGGUUGUAGGACUGGAGAGGCUAUUUAUCAAAGGCUAUAGUUUACCCGCUAGGUGAGUGAGUUGUUAGGGUGGUACCGGAGGCUAAUUUGGGCAUUUUUUUGUCACUUUUAGCCCUAUGAGAAUAUCAUUUUAAGCAUUUAGUGAAAAUAAAGUGAAAUGUUUGGAUGCAAGUCAUAAGUGAAUGGGAAUUUAAAAAAUCACAUCUUCGUACACUGUAGCUCCUCGAAGCAAAUUUACAGCAAGUUUUGUGGUAAUUAGGAUUGUUUUUGAGGUACAAAUUUCCCUCACAGAAUAUAUGUAUUUGUGAAUACACUGUAGUACAUGUAUAUGAAGAAAAAUACAGUUGUUAAACACAAAGUAAAACAUUUAAACUUUACAUGUUCACUGUACUUGAAGUCUUAAAAGAAAUAUUUUCUCUAGAUCUGUUUAUUCAUUAUCUGCUUAUUCAUUAAUAUUUGUGUACUGUGAAAACUAUUAUGUUUUAAGUACAUUUAGAAUUUAAACCUGAGUUUCCUUCUCUGAAUGAUAAUAUUAAGGCUAGGAAACAUACAAAUAAGCUAAAUCAAAUUUAAAUACAGUGGAACCUGGAGAUAACAAAGGGCCAAGCUUAAGAGACUGACAAAAUCUGUUCAUCAUAAAAAGGUUUUGUUAUCUCGAGGUUCUUUUCCAUAUUAUUUUACUAUUUACUAAGUGUCGUUUGUAAAUAUGUCAAGGAAGUUGUUAUAUAGAGGUUGGUAAUAUUGAGGUUACACUGUACUGGUUAAACCCAAGAAUGGAUUUUAGCCAUGUACAUGUACCUGAAGAACAAAAAGGGCUUAAUAGAUGGAAUUUUAAUAGUUUUGGAUUUUGCAUAUCCCUGACUAGUAGCUUUCAAAUAUGCAAGUAAAAUCUUAGAUCGAUAGCUUAACAAAGAAGUGUUUUUCCUGUGGAUGAUGAUGAUGAUGAUGAUGAUGAUGAGUUUUAUUUUAUUUUGUGAAACAUUUGCAUUGAGGUAAUUUGAAUUGAAUAAUAAUGAUAAUAAUUGUUCUUGUCUGGUGUGUAGAUAUGUUAUCCAUACUGUGGGACCAAGAUACAACAUAAAGUGCAAGACUGCAGCUGAAAGCGCACUCUUCUCUUCUUAUACAAGUGUCAUG
Molecule: messenger RNA, 1973 nt
Organism: Porites evermanni
Lineage: Eukaryota; Metazoa; Cnidaria; Anthozoa; Scleractinia; Poritidae
Source: the annotation of a GenBank genome assembly